Musca vetustissima is the source of this 1122-nucleotide messenger RNA. Its product is annotated as serine protease 7-like. The coding region runs from base 1 to 1122 and encodes 373 amino acids. The transcript has 5 exons. The record is from RefSeq and is a predicted model, not a curated record. Gene Ontology annotation, molecular function: serine-type endopeptidase activity. Gene Ontology annotation, biological process: proteolysis. Lineage: Eukaryota; Metazoa; Arthropoda; Insecta; Diptera; Muscidae.
AUGGUUUCACACAAAUGUUACAAUCCCAACGGCCGUUUGGGUGUUUGUAUUUCCGUAUAUGAAUGUUCGACAAUUGUGAAUAUUCUGCGCAACAAAUCGUCCAGUAAAUAUGAUUUUGUUCGUAAAUCAGAAUGCAACAAUGGCAGAGGUCAGCGUCCGUAUGUUUGUUGUACUCCGGAUACUGGUUUUGUAGAUCGAACACAACAGAGUAGUCAACGCAUAAUAUUUCCUACUGAAGAUGAGAGGGAAGCCUAUCAAACGUCGAAGAACAGAAGACAAGACGCGUCUACGGAAAGAUCACAACAAUAUGAUAAUGAACUAUUUCCUAAACCACCUGUAUGUGGUCCAAUUUUGGUGGUCAAUAAAAUCUAUGGUGGUGAGGAAGCUGAGUUGGGAGAAUUUCCAUGGUUGGUAAAUUUGGAACACAGAAAAGCAAAUGGUGAUUUAGUAUCUGUAUGUGCUGGCAACAUUAUUAAUCAUCGUUAUGUUCUCACGGCAGCCCACUGUAUAAAAGGGAAAAUCGAAGAGAAGGUUGGAAAAUUAGUCUCAUUGCGGGCUGGUGAUCAUAAUACCCAAUCACAAAUUGAUUGCAACAAUUUCGGUUGCAUCGAUCCCUAUCAGCGUUUUAAUGUAGAACGGAUAAUUGUCCACAAGGAUUUUAAUAAAAAUUCCAAAAUUUAUAAUAUCAAUGAUAUUGCAUUGAUACGAACCGAUAGACCGAUCAUUUAUACAGAUACUGUGGCCCCAGUUUGUUUACCAAAUGCCGUGCCGAAUCUACCACAAUUGAGAAAUGGAAUGAAAUUAAGUGUGGCCGGUUGGGGACAUAAUGGAACUGGUAAGUUUUUAAAAUUCACUGCGGGAAAACAAAAAGUUCAAGUACCCUAUGUUGAGAAUAGUAACUGCCCAUAUUUGCUGGCUGACGAGCAGUUGUGUGCCGGUGGUGAAUAUCGUAAGGAUAGCUGUACGGGUGAUUCUGGUGGUGCCCUUACCCAAUUGACUCCCGACGGUUGGUUUGUUGAAGGUCUUGUUAGUUAUGGAAGAGGUUGUGGUCUUGAAACCCCAGCCAUUUAUACUCGUGUUCGAAGUUACAUUGAUUGGAUUCGCAAUAAUAUGGAGCCUUAA